Molecule: messenger RNA, 4206 nt
Organism: Seminavis robusta
Lineage: Eukaryota; Bacillariophyta; Bacillariophyceae; Naviculales; Naviculaceae
Source: the annotation of a GenBank genome assembly
AAGACCCUCCAUCCAUGCAUGCAUUGCCAGGCAAAAUCACGGUUCAACGCAUCUCCCUGCAUCGUGCCCUCCCCUCGAGCUGUGUCCCCAUCCUCAUCUUAGCUCUCUCUAAUCCAUAGUAAACCCGAUUUGACAAUCUCCCAUGAAACGAAUUUAAGCUGAAGAUUUCAGCGGCUAGCAUUCUUGUUCCUAUUAUACAGUAGCUCUCUCUGAUUUGAAGACGGUACCAAUACUGUUACGUGAGUUUGUUGAAGUAAGAUGCCUUCCAGCCGUCGUCCCGUUCGAAGGAUCCAAUCGGAAGGAGUGCCGAGGGCAUCAUCGUCUGCAACAACAACGACAAAGAAGAAGAAGAAGAUCCAACGACGAUCGACCAACAGCAGCCGACGAGAUCAUGCUAGUAACAAUGCAACGAUCUAUGAAAAUGUGAAUUUGAAUUCGGUCCGAGGAAGUCUCACGCUGAGUGAUGCAGAAUUGUGCUUUGAAUCCAACGAUGGUGGGAAGAAGAUUCACUUGAACUGGGAUCAACUGAGCGAUCACAAAAUCAAUCGCUCGGUUCACAAACUCAAAAUCAUUUCCAAGAAGAACAAGGCCAAAGUCCUCGAGUUGCCCGAUCGCAGCAGUCUCAUACAGGUACACAAAGAUAUUCAGAGACGGAAAUCCAGUACUGGAAUCACCACUGGAAAUAGUGCCGACAUUCGAAUUUCCUCCUCCAUGGAUGAUUCUCUCCGCAUACAAGAUUUUGCCUUGAACGAUACUACUGACAACAAUGACGACAAUGACAAUGAGUUCGAACCACUGCACAGUUCCAUGCCCGUGAUUCCCACUGAUCAUAGUAGCAAUGAGACCGAUAGCAGCAGCAAAGCCAGGCCCAAGCUGCGCAAAACCAAGAGCCAAACGGAUCGCAAAAAGAAGAAGAAGAAGAAGAAAGACCCCCUGUCAUCCAUCAGUGAACACCAACAGAAACAACCAGAAUACAACUGGAAACAACAUCUCAAACAACUCAAACUGCAACACUCCAAACUAAAACCUCUCCAGUCCUUGAAGGAAGAAGAAGACGAAGAAACACUACCAAAAAUUGACAAAAAGAAAACAGAGACUGAUGAUGCAACCUUGGAACCUGCGAAACGACUGGACGAAUGCUCCAAUAAGACGGAUGAAGAUGCCGGUCCAGAAAACAAGAGAAUCUCCUUGGAACUUUCCGAUCUGGGUCCCAAACAAAAACUGGCCAAAGCACUCGUCGGCAGCUCACUCACCGAGGAUGGAAAUGCUUCUUCCAAACGACAACAAAUGAUUGAUGCCUUGACGAGCUCGGUGACAUCCAACUCGUCCAACGAUGGCAACAACAGCAAACGAACCCUACCAGAAUCACUCAACAACUCACUCACGGGAUCCUUCAACAUGACGGAGGAAGAAAUGGAAGCGCAAAUCUUGCUCGUCAUGGGUGGCAACGCUAACAAUACUAAUACUACUAGCAAUCCACCGCAAGACGAAAAGGCGGCUCGCAAAUCCCGCAUGAGUAUGCGCAUGUCAACGCGGGUGUCCACCAUGAAUGCCAAUCGAAGGACCAGUCGCAUGAGUAAUACCACCAAUACUAAUAAGCGCAUGAGUACACGCAUGAGCAUGACCAACAAUCCACGUAUGAGUACUCGCAUGAGUGUCACACGACGAGGCAGUGGCAGUUUUAUCAUGCUCAAGGAUUUGGAAGAACGAGAUGAGUUUCACAAGGUACAAGCCGCUGGCUUUUUGAGGGAACUGUACAAGCUUGCGGAAGCAGAAACCAACCAAGCAUUAAAAGAAACCAUUCUGACAAGGAGUACUUCCUCGGGUCCUGUUGGUGGUGGUGGUGGUGCAUCAGGAGGAGGCAAGGCCGAUGGGGAUAUCAACUUUGAGGGACUGGAUCUGGCAACACUGACUCCAGAACAAGGCAAGGCCAAAAUUGAUGCGCUCCAUGCGGGAGGAAAGAUUGAUGGUGAUAGCUUGAUAGCCUUGAUUCAGGCUGGAGUGACCAUGCUGGGACAAGAGGAGACAGUUGUCGAUAUUCGACAAAUUCAUCCCAAUCUGCAAAAAGUCACGGCAGUGGGUGAUUUGCACGGAAGUUUGGAAUGCCUCAUGGUGGUCCUCAAAAUGGCAGACCUGGAAAGCAUUAUGGGAGAGGAAAAGGGCUCUGUCAUUGUGUUUGAUGGAGACUUUGUCGAUCGUGGGAACAAUUCACUGGAAGUCAUUGCCACCCUGCUCUUGCUGAAAUUGUCACAUCCCAAGAAUGUUUUCUUGUUACGUGGUAAUCAUGAGGAUUCCAUGACGGCAUCCUCGUAUGGAUUUCGUGAAGAAGUGGAUGAAAAGUAUGGCUACGACAAGGGAGAUGAGAUUUGGUGGGAGUUCGGAUACCUCUUUGCUGCCUUUCCGAUUGUGGCUCGAACCAACAUGGCAGCCAUUAUGCAUGGCGGCCUCUGUGUAGAAGAAUUUGAUCUUGAUGAUCUCAAUGAGAUCGCCAAGGAGACUCGUUGCGAGAUGAAGACAAUUUCAGAUCCAUAUGAUGAUGAGGAACGGCUCUUGCAGGGAAUCUUGUGGAGCGAUCCCUCUGAGGAACCAGGCAUCAAUUUCAGCGAUCGGGGUGCUGGAUUCACCUUUGGGGCCGACAUUUCCGCAGAUUUUUUGGACCGGCAUGAGCUGAAAUACAUUAUUCGGGCCCAUGAAGUUGUGGAAACGGGUCAUUGCGAGCAUGAUGUUGGAGAGGGGCGAGGCGUCAUUACCAUUUUCUCAUCUGCAAACUAUCCAGCAGGGGAAGGUACCAACUAUGGAGCAGUCCUAUUCCUGGAUGAUCAAUCGGGGGAGUACACCACAAAAGACUUCAUUCACAAGGAAGACACAGGCUCUCAAGAAUCCGAAAUGCUUCGAGCCCUGCUGGGGACCUUUGUGGAUGGCCACAAGAGUCACCUGACCAAAGCCUUUCGAGAAAAGCAAACCAAGGAUGGGUUGGUCACCUGCGAACAGUGGUCAGAUGUGAUUGCUGAGCUUUUGGAACUUCCCGACAUUUGCCUGACAUUGUUGGAUAUGCAACCAGAAUUGGCACCUGCCACAGAAGAGGAAGGUGAUCACAUUGAUUGGACAGCCUUUUUGAACAAGUACACAACAAUUCCCACUGCACAAGUGCUGGCCAAGGAUCAAUUGGCAGCCUUGAGUGAGAACAAGGACAAGUUCUUGGAUAUUUUCCAGCUAAUGGACACUUCUGGAGAUGGCAACAUUUCCAAGGAAGAGUUUGUGUCUGGUAUGAACAUGUUGAAUGAACAAAUCGAUCAGAACAUUGACGAUGCUGAAAAGUUGUUUGAAGCAUUUGAUGUGGACAGCGAUGGAGAGAUCUCGAUCUUGGAGUUCAGCAAGGCUAUCCAAUCAUCAACUGUUUUGCAAGGCAUGACAGAAGCAUUGAAAGAUGAUCAGGUGGAGCAUUUGAAACAGAAUCAAGAAAUGAUAUCGACUUCCUUCAAAUAUCUGGAUAGCAACAAGGAUGGUGUGAUUGACCGUUCAGAGUUCGAGAAGGGAUUUGAAGCAUUGAACCAACGAUUGCCGGAACGAAACAAAUUUGGAAACUAUGAGGACUGGUUCAACAUGUUUGAGCUGAGCGACAAGGAGCAGAUUGAAUUCAAUGCGUUCAAGCAACUGUUUUGCUCAAUUUGAUGUGUACGCAGAUGCCACCAGUAAAGUCUUGGCAAAUCAUGGGGCACAUCAACGGAAACAAGCUGUGGACGACGUGCAUAGUGAUCGAGAUACGUGGGUUCCACUGCAACUGGUAUACUCUUCAUGCAGGCGGCUGGCUCGCUGCCAUGCCCAGUAUCUCAGCUCAAGACGAUGUCCAUGUUUAGGCUCACUCCGCAUACGUCUUGGGGUUGAUGCAACUUCUUGGGACCGGGGCACACCCUUGUCUCCGGCUUGGAAGAAAGCUGAGGCAACGCUUUCAGAUCAGAAGAACGUAUACAAUGUACUACUUGUCGAGAUUCCGGAGUCCGUAUUCGACUAAAAUGUGCACAACACAACGGCAUGUAGCCUUCUUUGUGUCCUUGCGAACCCCGCACAUUGGCCGCAGGUCGUCGAAAGAGGUAUGGGUGAGCAAGAGUAAUCCGAUUAACCCGUUAGAGACCAAGAGUGAAGCUAUCGCACAACACCAUGAAUUGUUGAAUUCCGGUACAAACCAACGGCUUGCUGCAGCGCACA